Messenger RNA from Melopsittacus undulatus (budgerigar), 2290 nucleotides. It is a transcript of the gene PSEN2, whose product is annotated as presenilin 2. Gene Ontology annotation, biological process: calcium ion transport; membrane protein ectodomain proteolysis; protein processing. The transcript has 10 exons. Gene Ontology annotation, molecular function: aspartic endopeptidase activity, intramembrane cleaving. Bases 77 to 1453 code for a protein of 458 amino acids. Gene Ontology annotation, cellular component: neuromuscular junction; apical plasma membrane; perinuclear region of cytoplasm. NCBI's taxonomy places the organism in Eukaryota, Metazoa, Chordata, Aves, Psittaciformes, Psittaculidae. The record is from RefSeq and is a predicted model, not a curated record.
UUCUGCUCUGUUUGUCUCCUCAGCCGUGAGCAGUGUUUGGCUGCACCCCUCCUGAGUGCUCCCUGGGAAAGCAACAAUGAUCACAUUCAUGAACAACUCGGACAGUGAGGAGGAGCCCUGCAAUGAGAGAACAUCCCUGAUGUCUGCAGAGAGCCCUCCGGUGCCCUCCUACCAGGAUGGCCUGCAAGCCUCAGGAGCCGGGGAGGCACAGGCACAUAGGAAGAGGCGAACAGGUAGCAGCCGUAGCCCUAACAAUAUUGCUGAUGGGGAAAUGUCUGACGCGGGUGUUCCAGUGAGAGGAAGUGCCUUGGAAAAUGAAGAGGAGGAACUGACUCUGAAAUAUGGAGCAAAGCAUGUAAUCAUGCUCUUUGUGCCUGUCACCCUUUGUAUGAUUGUUGUCGUCGCCACCAUAAAGUCAGUGCGCUUCUAUACGGAGAAAAACGGGCAGCUGAUCUACACCCCUUUCAGUGAGGAUACCCCAUCUGUGGGCCAGCGUCUCUUGAACUCGGUGUUGAACACCAUCAUCAUGAUCAGCGUCAUCGUCGUAAUGACUGUUUUUCUAGUUGUGCUCUAUAAAUAUCGCUGCUACAAGUUCAUCCAUGGCUGGCUGAUCUUGUCCUCUUUGAUGCUGCUCUUCCUCUUUACCUACAUAUAUCUCGGUGAAGUACUGAAGACGUACAAUGUGGCCAUGGAUUACCCCACUCUGUUCUUAGUCAUCUGGAAUUUUGGAGCUGUUGGGAUGAUUUGCAUACACUGGAAAGGUCCCUUACAGCUUCAGCAAGCAUAUCUUAUUAUGAUCAGUGCUCUAAUGGCACUGGUUUUCAUUAAGUAUCUACCAGAGUGGUCAGCAUGGGUGAUUCUAGGCGCAAUCUCCAUCUAUGAUCUGAUGGCUGUUCUCUGUCCCAAGGGGCCACUGCGAAUGCUGGUAGAAACUGCACAGGAGAGAAAUGAGCCCAUUUUUCCUGCACUAAUAUAUUCCUCUGCUAUGAUGUGGACAGUUGGAAUGGCAAAGCCAGACACGGCAGCAAGAGGACCAAGUCAGCAGAUGUGGGAUGCAGCUGAGGAUGGGAGAGACAACCACGGGAGCUCUUCACAUGCAGACUCUCACAUGUCGGAGACAAGGAGUCCUGUUCCAACCCGCCCCAUCACUUCUCUAGAGGAGCUCGAGGAGGAGGAAAGGGGUGUGAAGCUGGGCCUUGGAGACUUCAUAUUUUACAGUGUGCUUGUUGGGAAAGCAGCGGCCACAUCGAGUGGAGACUGGAAUACCACGCUGGCCUGCUUUGUAGCCAUUCUCAUAGGUUUAUGCUUAACUCUUUUAUUGCUGGCUGUUUUUAAGAAAGCACUGCCUGCUCUUCCCAUCUCCAUCACCUUUGGCUUGGUCUUUUACUUCUCGACAGACAACCUUGUGCGACCAUUCAUGGACACCCUGGCCUCCCACCAGCUGUAUAUUUAGAAGAGCUGGGAGUUAGAGGAUUCUUUUGAAAGCUUUACUGUGAAGUAUGGUUACACUGUUUGGAGUAAGUGCUGAAGUUUUACACUUAGUGCCAUAUAUUUGUAAGGAAAACACUAACUCUGCGACACGAUGUGUACUAAAAAUCUAAUAUAUACAGGACUCUGGGACUCCAGGGAAAAUCCUGGCUCAUUGCUGAUGUCAGAGUGUUACUUUUAUGUGAUUUGAUGUGUACACUGGUUGUUGUGAGCACAGAAACCUGUACGUAGCGUGGGACAGUGAAGGAGGGUCUGAUUCGUGCUUCCAGAAGAUAAAGUGUUUUAUCCCUGGAAUUUCAGUCAAGCUUAUCUGUACUCUAGGAUUUUUAACACUUUCAAAGUGUUGUGCAAAAAUGCUGUGCAAGUAUAUUGUAAUUAGAGAAACAUAGCAGCCAACACGCACAGAGCAGAGCAGUGCAUUACACCUGGUCAGUGAGGCUGAGCUGCAUAACCUGUCUUCUGUGCACCCAACUUCUGCAAUUGUCCCAAAUGCCUAUUUAUUCUGACCUUAGACAUAGUGAGCCAUCAUGGAUUUAGGCAGGAAUAUUGGUGAUUGGGAUGUUUAAACAUAAGGCUUCUGAUGUUCUGACACAUCCACCACCGCACCUAACAGCUGAUGAAGACAGGGCUGCCUGUUCCAGCACAUCAGAUCCUCAGUGUGGGAAUUCAGAUACUUUUUUCCUGUCUCCUCCCAGCAUUUCACCUUUUUGGAAAUCUUCUUCUGGCUCCAUACUACAGUCCUCAGAUUACCAUUAGGUGGAAAUUACUACACAACUCCAGUAAAAACAGACCUGUAACUUCU